UUAGAUGUUGAUGUUAGAAGUUUGGCGGAGAUAUUAUAAAGCUAGUCAUCCUGGGCAUUAUAUUAUCUAUGGAUGGAGAAUAUUUGAUGCCUAUUGAUGUACAUAGUUCCAAACACUCUGAAUAGGCCCUCAUUUAUAUGAAGACAUUUUUGUUUUGUGCUUUAAAAUGGUUUCAGGUAUUUUUCUUAUUGGACUUUUGCUUUCUAAUUACUUUAAGCUCCUUUUUCUUUCUUUCUCUGUUGUAUGUUUGCAUACUGAUGACUAGGUCGGUUAAUAUUUUCUUCUGGCAGAAGAGGUGACACAUUAUGCCAACUCAGAGGAGAGGAUUGUUGAGAUGCAGGGAGAAUCUCUGAAGGCUUUUAAAGCUGUGGAAGUUGUGGUGGGCCACUUAAGGAAAUUCUUGGUGGACCAAAGCGUUCUUCCCCUAUUUGAAAAGAGUUACAAUACACCAGCCUCACAGGAACGCCAAGUAGAAACCUGGGCUGAGAAGUCAUUGCUGUAUAGUACUUCUCAAAUUGGGAUGGGUGCUGAUUAUCCUCUUGCAGUGAAGAGAGAUCCUUUAUUUCACGACCGUGAAACCCAUUUUGAUUCAAAUAUCCAUUCUUCUGGAAUUUUGUUGUAUGGCCAAGAUCCUGGACUUUCAGGAAUGUGUUCUUCGGGACUUGGUCGUGCUGGUGGUUCUUUUGUUACCCAGGUUGGUUUCAAUUAUUCAUUUCUCUACUAG
Camellia sinensis is the source of this 724-nucleotide messenger RNA. The record is from RefSeq and is a predicted model, not a curated record. Lineage: Eukaryota; Viridiplantae; Streptophyta; Magnoliopsida; Ericales; Theaceae.